AUGUCUGUCUUGAGCGCGGCUGCUAUCGACAUGCCGCUUCCUUGGGAGUCAGGUUCGCUUGCGGCUGUGUUGGGGGCAAGGCAUUUCCUUCCUGCGCCACUCGUACCAUUGGUGGCCGAGCAGGUUGGGGACCAGCCACAGGUGAAGGAAACGGCUCAACGAGUUAGGGCGUCUAAGGAACCUUGGAAGUCUUCGGUCGUGCAUUCUCGUGCCUGGGCGGAUGUCGAGGACGAUAAGAGGACCUCGGUGCUUGAGAUGUGGAAGCUCAUUGUACUGACUUCAGGAAGAGGGACUAAGGUAGGCCGGGAUCUUGUUAAGAUGCAGAGCGAGGGUUCCCCAGCCGCCUUGGUCGAUCAGUGCCUCCGUGAUGUGUUCUCGGCAAAGUCAACUUCGACCCUCAGGUCGAGGGCAUCCAGCCUGGCCCAGUUUUCCAGGUGGCGGGCAUCGGUCGGCCUUGACCCUGCAGUGUUUCCUCUUGAUGAGUCUGAUGCAUACCUUUACUUGUGCUUCCUUAGGACCGAGGGGGCACCCCGGUCAAGGGCGUCCAGGUUUCGAGAAGCGAUUAACUUCUCCGGGGCAUUGCUCGGGGCAGACGUAAGCGAGGUUGCUUUAUCUGCUAGGGUUCAGGGGGCCGCGAAUCCUCAAUCCCAGACCGUUGUGGUGCGCAAGAAGCGGCCGCUUACAGUGGCCCAGGUCCGUGGCCUGGAGGAGUGCGUGAUCAGCUCACCUAAUGUUUUAGCUGCAGUGCUUGCUGGCUUCGCCUUGUACUGUCUUCACGGCCGGCUGCGUUGGAGCGAUGCCCAACAUACCGAGGCUGAGCCUGUGCUUGACUUGCAUGAAGGAAAGGGUUUCUUGAAUGCUCAGUUGUAUCAUCAUAAGACUGCCAAUCGUGGGUCGCUUGCCCGCCAUAGGCUUUUGCCAGUCGCUUGUGUUACUCCAGGCUUGGCCGAGGGAAACUGGGCUGAGGCUUGGCUAGAUCGCAGGCGAAGGUUUAACCUUGUUGCCACGCACAGCCUUAAGGCUACGCUUCUGAGCUUCAUGGCAAAGGCAGCUGCGUCUGAGAACCUCAGGUCCAUUGCGGGAUAUCAUAUCAGGUCUGCGAAUUCUUCCACUCUUGAAUACUCUCGGGAUUCAAUGGCACCAUCGUUGCAUUUUCUUGAGGGCAUGUUCAUUGCUAUCAAGGGUGGCAUUUUCGCUCCAGAUUCGACCAGGGCCGGAAGGUGGACAGGGGGCAUUCGCUCCAUUGAGGAGGCUCUCCGUUUCCUGUCUGGGGUCCAGCCGGACCCACCAGACGAUCGGCCACCGCCGGUGGACGCGCCGGAAAUCGAACCUGGGGAUCAGUCAGAUCCUGAGUCCGCUGCUGAGAGUAUCGGAACGGAGGGCGAGGCUGAUGAGGCCGUUGUCUCCGCAUAUUUCUUGGGUGAGGAGCUGAACGUUUCUGCGGAGGCUGUGUUCUUGUCAAAGUGCACUCAGCUGGGGCUGCCCGAGGAUGCUCGGGGAAAGCUCAAACGAAAGGGCUGGGCCACUUUCGGCACUUUUGCAUUCUGCGUGCCAGGGGAGCCCGGAAGGAUUCCCGAUGAUGUCUUCAAAACUUCCGUUGUGCAGCCAAUCCUCGGUGAUGGGGGUGAGGAGCAUCAGGCGAAACUUAGGCGGCUCCACUUUGAGGCAUAUGCUUUGACAGCAGCUGAGCUGAAGCGGACGGCCGAGUCCACGGAGUCUGAUCAACCGCGUAAGGUCCCGGCAGAGCUCGCUGCUCGUUAUGAUGUGUUGCAAAAGCGCGUUAAGCCUCUCCGGCUUGUGGACCGCUUGGAGCCUUCGCAUGCGCUUGUGAACCUGUCAGCCCAAAUGCUUGAGGAUCAGCGGGUGCGCUACAUUGAGUGGUCGAAGUGUACCAGUCGUGCCCAGGAGAUAAAUCUUGUGAAGGAGGACGCUAGCUUGAAGCUGCUUCAGGGUGGCCGCUCAGGAUCCGUCAAGCUAGUGGAUCCCGGUGCAAAAAUCACUGCUGAUACUAAGUCUGACCUUGAGGUGAUGCAGGCCUUGCGUCGCAGAGGGGUGGCAUAUGAACUUGCUGCCAUCAUGUCGUUCGAGAGGCACGAGGAAUUGAUUGACCGACUGUUCAUGGAGUACCAACGUGAGCCCAUGGCUGGGUUUCACCCCGUCUCCUUCUCUCAACUUCAGGCUGCGGACAGGGAGGUGCAUGUUCGCAUGGGGGAGCUCACCCGAGCUGGACUUGUGCCAGGAGCGGAUGGCUCCUUGCCGCUUGACAUCCCAGUGUCUCGGGUGCUGGCUGCUUAUGAGAAGCCAGACAAGCCACCGCGCAAGCCGCCCAAAAAGACGGAUCCGUCGAAGGCGACGGAUAAGGGUCAGGGCGCCGAUAAGAAUCAGAAGGCUGAUUCCGGUGCAUCGCCGAAUGCGGCUGAGCGACCUGGCAAGCCACGGAAGACUCGCUUCGUCAUGCCAAAGGCGCUCAUCGGUGGGGUCCCCAAGGACGGGGUGGGCCGUGGGUCCGAAUUUUCUUUCACCACAGGUGCUUACACCUAUGAUCAUGGCCAGCGGCACGGCCUUCGCCAACAUUGCCGCGACUUUCCGAUGUCCACUAAGGUUCUGAAUGAGUUUAUGCGUUCGAUGGCGCCGGGCGCCUGCUACACUACACUGGCCUUGUUUCGUGAUCUUGAGACCCGUGUCCACUCAGACCACGGAAAUGAUCCCAGCCUGAUGAAUACCAUUCUGAAGGUUUCUGAGUUCAGCAACGGCGGCCUCUGGGUCGAGACGGUGGGCGGCAAGGUCCCGUGCCCGCUUCCGCAUCAAGGCCAAAGGAUGGGUAAAGUUGUCGAGUUUGCCAAUGGUGCAUUGAGCUUCGAUGCCCAGCAGCCGCACUGCGUUAUGCCGUGGUCUCGAGGACCCCGCGUGGUUCUUGUGGCAUUUAGUGUACGGAACUGGGCAAACUUGCGUCGUGCAGACUUGACGGAGUUGUCAAACCUGGGGUUUAGGUUGCCAACCUUGGGCCCUGAGGCGCCAACCCCGGCGCUUGCAGCUUCACCUGUCACCCUGUCUCCUCAGGCGAGCGUCCCAGGGACUGCGCCUGCCGCAGCGGAUCAUCCUGAUCUCAGUGGGUCAACCGUGGCUCGUGAUGUGACGGCCACUGCGCAACCUUCCUUCAUCGAGUUGUUCUGUGGCUCUGCUGGCCUUUCGGCCGAGGUGCGCAAGCUGGGGUUCCGCGUGUUGGGAGUUGAUCACAAACCCACCGCUAAGCAUGCCAAUGCACCUUUCGUCAGCUUGGACUUGCGCGACCCAGAGCAGCAGGACCGCAUUUGGGUCGAGUUGCGCCGUGCUCAGGCCGUGUGGAUUGCUCCCCCGUGUGGGACUGCUUCGAUUGCGCGGCAAAUCCCUCUUGGACGGAUCAUGCUCGAGUACAAAGUGCAAAUCUUUUGUAUGCCUUUGCCGCCAAAGUUUGGGCUUGCGGGAGUGAAGAUUCCGAGUGUGCCGGGACAAAGCUGGGAUCAGAAACUCUCUGAGGCGAGGGAAGCAGCUUUGGCAAAGUGGCUAGGGAUUCUUGAAAGGUUCCCUGACGAUUUCGGUCUUUCUCUUUCGAUUCGGCUAGAUAAGGAGAACGGGCGAGACUCUGACUUGAAGUCUUCCUUGCAAGAUGUGUUUUCUCAGAAGGCGAGCGUCACGAUCUCGGGCCGUGCUGGGCCCCUUGCCAGGUACAUCAAGCACUGCCGAAGUUGCCAGGUCAUUCCUUUCCCUGUCACUGAAGCAGGGAUCUAUGCUUUCCUACAGGAUUAUGCAUCUCACGAGGCGCCCACUUUCGCCAGGAGUUUCUUGAGCAGCCUUGCUUUUGCAAAGUUCACUGUGAGCUUGAAGGUGAGUGAUGAGGUCUUCAGCCCCAGGGUCCGUGGGCUGUCGUCGAAGCUGUAUCUUGAAAAGAGGAAGACUCGGCAAAAGCCGUCGCUCAAAGUUGAUCAUGUGCGGAAGUUGGAGGCUAUCGCUUCCGGGUCGAUCGUGCUCGAGCCUUCAGACCGGGUCGCUGCUGGCUUCUUCGUGUGGACCUUGUAUGCACGAGCGAGGUACUCGGAUGCCCAAGCUGCAGGUGCAAUGACUUGUGACUUAAGCGAUACGCCGGACGGCACAGUCGGAUACCUGGAGUCCGCUGUCGAGCGAAGCAAGACUUCGUUCUCACUGGAAAGAAAGGUCAGGUAUUUGCACAUGUUUGCUCCCAUCCAAGGUAUAGGUGAGGUGCCCUGGGGUGUCAAGUGGUUUGAGUUCUAUAAGGAGCAUGGGCCUCCUUUGGGGUCGGGCAAGCCCUUGCUUCCGAGCCCGCUCUCUGGCGGAGGGUGGCAAACAUCGCCGCUGGCGGUGGCGAGUGCCACGAAAUGGAUGAAGUCACUCUUGAUCCGUGCGGGUUGUGACAGGUCUUCCGUUGAACCGCUUGGGACGCAUAGUCUCAAGGCAACGACCUUGAGUUGGAGCGCCAAAUUCGGACUACCCCGCGAGGUUAGAGCGGCCCUAGGCUACCACGCCAGGGGCCGUGACGGGACCGAGCUCAUCUAUGGGAGAGACAACAUGUCUGCUCCUGUGCGCCAGCUGCAAGGGGUCCUGCUCGAAGUGUCGCGCGAAAGGUUCAUGCCGGACGCCACCAGGUCCGGUUACUUCGUGAAGCGCUUUGAAGAUCCAGAAGGGAUGCCCAUUCCUCCUGAUGAGGUUUUGUCGGAAUCUUCUUCCGAGGCCAGCGAGGAUGCCGAGGAUGUCGAUCAUGUAGCUGCGGAGGCGGCCACCGACGAGUUGGGAACAGAGACAGCCGUUUCAUUCAUGCUGUCGCAUCCGAAGAAGGCGACAAGUUCAGAUGUGGGCCACGAGGUGCGGAUUCGGGAGUGUUCUGAGAACUUUCAGCGAUUUGUAGGAGUUUCACUAGCUCGGCUCCUGCUCCUGACGAUGGCUAACUACUCUGAGAGUCAAUCGGUUCUGCAGUCGCGAUUGAGUGUCGUGGGUUUCGCAGAAGAUGACGUUCAGAAAAUCCUGCCAGAGGUGGGAAACUUGAGGAGGUUGGCGUUCAUUUCUUCUUUCACACCUGGCCAGACUGACGAGGGGCCGUUGAUGCAGGUGUUGAAAGACAUUUUGAAGCGAGACUUGACAAUUGCAGACAAGGCUAAUUGGCGUGCGGUCUACAAUGAAGCUUUUGCCAUUGUGACCGCGGAAAUGAAGCAGAGGAUUGAGAAGGCCGACCCAGAGUCGACCGUCAGGCCUUUGUCUCAGCCUGAGAGGUCGGAGCGGUACGAGCGGCAGGCCAAGAAGCUUGUUGGGAUUUCACUGAAAGGGCCUCUGGAGCCUGCCGAUGCACUUGUUGAUCUUGCUGUGGCUUCCUAUGAGGCAAAUGAGCUGAGGUACAUUCCGUGGGACCGGUGUGUGUCCAAGGAAGCUGAACUGGCUGGCGAGAAGAAACGCGAUGUCAGGUUCACUGUUGAGGAGUCUUCGGGAAAGCUUCGGAUCGAGCACAAACAGCCUGAUCUGGUUGCGGAUACUUCAUCGGAGAUUCUUGUUCAGCAGGCUCUCACCAGGAGAGCUUUGGCCAUGGAUCAGGCGAACCUGAUCGAGUUCAGUGUUGCUGAUAAGUGGACUCAACGCUUGAUGAAGGCCCGCAUGCAAGCGCCUGCGGAGCAUUUUGCCAGGCCCACUUGGAAGCAACUUGAGUCGGCGGAUCGGCAGCUGUUUGCCGAGCUUCGUGAUAAGACCAGGGCAGGAGUGCAGACCGUCGCAUCGGGUCGCCCGUUGGACACACUUCUGCCAGAUGCGAUGUACAUGAACGAAGUGUCAUGUUUAUUGCAACCUUUUCCGGCCCCUGCCCUAAAGGAUGUUCCCCAGAAGCCGGAUGCUCCCAAGUGGGAGAGGCCUUCUCCUUACAACAAAGGUGGAGGCAAAGGAAAGAAAGGUAAGCAGAGGUUCAUGACAAGGUUGCCCGCCGGCCUGGAGGGCUGCAGGUCUCACACCAAUCGUGGUGACCCAAUCUGUUUUGCAUUCAAUCUGGGAGGAUGCCCUACCAAAGGGCAGAAGUGCGAGAAAGGCCUGCACAUUUGCGCAGUGCCUAAGUGCGGUGCUCACAACCAUGGUGCAGCGCAGUGCCCAAAGCGGGCUCAGGGUGGCUCGUGA
This is a messenger RNA of Symbiodinium sp. CCMP2592, 6144 nucleotides long. The record is from the annotation of a GenBank genome assembly. NCBI's taxonomy places the organism in Eukaryota, Dinophyceae, Suessiales, Symbiodiniaceae.